AGAACACGACGUGCUUAGGUAUCCGAACCUUAAAUUUUACGAAAGAUGAACUCGAGGUGACUAGCUUCAUUUUGCAAAUGGUGCCUUCUCUCUAUUUAUGUCCAAGGAGCCUAUAGGAAUGGAGGAGCCCUACCAAGUUCAAUAAUCCAUACGGCUUGUCAAUGUCGAUAUGAAUGUCGAUAUGGAAUACGACAUCCUCUUAUACUGCCUCGCCGGACGGGUUCAGCUCUAAACUCCUCGUCCCCGGAGGUGAUUAUAGCUACUACGCCUACACGAGUGGCGGCGAAUAUUCUACCCGGCAGAUGAAAGAUACUAGCCACGGAGGUAUUCCGAAUAUGGAACCGCCGUUUCCUGAAGCUUUAGGAGCAUUCCGUACCGAAUCAGUGUUAUGGAUAGGAUAUUUUGGUGAGAACUAACCCGAAUGAAGCACCACCUCUCAAUAGAUCGAUGCCAGGUUGGAGCGACGCCUUUAUUCCUAAGGUGAUUGGAUGCGAGCAU
This is a messenger RNA of Daldinia decipiens, 498 nucleotides long. RefSeq lists its product as uncharacterized. The record is from RefSeq and is a predicted model, not a curated record. Lineage: Eukaryota; Fungi; Ascomycota; Sordariomycetes; Xylariales; Hypoxylaceae. The transcript has a single exon. The coding region runs from base 174 to 416 and encodes 80 amino acids.